UCGGGUCAGUACAUCAUGCAAUGUGGCGCGCUCCGUAUCGCAUCGCACUAUUCUGAGCAAGGGGCCUCGUACCGUUCGGGGAAGAGGACUCGGUCAUAGCCUUGGGUCGCCCGCUCAUCCGGUGCGCGAACGCGUCACGUCGAGUGAGCAUUCAAUAGCACGAAAGUGCCUCGGGCUCACCGCGCACAAAGGCCUUCGUGGACCCGCUGAACAGGAUCAAGCCAUUCGAACGUGGCCACCAUGGGGUUGUCCCAGGGGAGCUCCGCGACCGUGACGUCGUCCACCAUAUUCCGGACGGCAUACUGCCCGACUUCUGCCGGUUCCUGGCUUCAAAUAGCAGUAGGUUGACGUCAAAGUCAUCGUGCGACUGUCCUGUCCGCUGAAAGGUGUUGGCCCUGAGCGAGUACCUGUCCGCGACGUGAUCCCACGUCUCCGCACUACACAAGCCGCGCGAAGAGCUUGGUUUGCGGCCCGUGGUCCACGGAGAGACCAGUUCCCGUGGAGUAUGAAAGCAUAGUUCGUCCUCGUGAGAGCGGACGAGCUACUGGUCGCCGCGGUGCUUUGCACUCCCUAUCUCCUACUAUCACUGGGCGCGCAGUUUGCUCGUGGCUGCAAAAUGCGCGACCGGGAAGUAGGUGCGUGUGAGCUGCGCAACCGUCAAAUUCCCAAUGGCCGCCUUGUUCGUGUCUUGCUCCUUACACAUAUCGGGUCAAGAUCGCAUGCACAACAGGUUUUCUGGCGGCCGCCGAAGGAAGGGCUCGGCCAGCAUUCGGUCGGAGGGCGUGCCUCGCGCGCAAGCUCGGCCAUCCUUGGCAAUCCUGAGCGCUCUCUGACAAUGCUCCAAAGACCAAACAUUAAUAUGAGCAUUUCAACUUUAUCUGCCCACCAACUGCCUUUAUGGUUCACCUCCCAAACACCGGAUAUAUAAUAGUGUGCCCUCGUAUUCUCCUGGGUCUGACCACAUUACUAUCCAGCCCCUUAGUAUGUUCACUCUGCUCCCCGACGCCCUCUCCCCGUUUUGCGCCGCCCUUCUGGGACUCCUUGCGGUCCUUUUAGUAGGCCGAUACUGCUUGCCAUCGAAUCGUCAUCCGCCGCUUCCCCCUGGCCCAAAGACAACGUGGUUCGACACCGCUCGUCUACCGAAGGAAUACCAAUGGCUGACCUACGCGGGCUGGAAAGAAAUUUACGGUGAUGUCAUCUACAUCCGCGUUUUGGGCAACCCAAUGAUUAUCCUCAAUGCUGCCGAAGCUGUUAACGACCUCUUCGACAAACGAAGCACAAAUUAUUCGUCACGACCAGUCCGCACGAUGGUCAAUGAGCUCAUGGGCUUUAGUUGGCUUUUCUCAUCCAUGCCGUACACUCCUUGGUGGCGCAAGCAUCGCGCUGUCUUUCAGCAACAUUACAAAGCAAGCAACUUGCCGUCAUUUAAACCCGUCAUUCUGCGUGAGACAUACAUGCUCCUUUACAAUCUGGCCGAGGGCCAGGACGAUCUGUUCCAUCAUGUGCGAAGGAGCGCCGCGGCAAUUGUUAUGAUGCUUUCCUAUGGCCAUCAGAUAGCUCCAGAAGGCGACAUCUAUGUUACCAUUGCCGACAAGGCUCUGUCUGGUCUGGGUCAAGCGGGCAUCUUCGGCACAUAUCUCGUCGACUAUCUCACUUUUCUAAAGUAUAUCCCUGCGUGGUUCCCUGGAGCGUCAUUCAAGAGGCAAGCUCUUGAGUGGCGACACAUGAAUCAGCUGAUGCUUAAUGCUCCGUUUGAGAUGGUGAAACAAAAGAUGGCGGCGGGUAAAGCAGUACCAUGUUUUCUUACGGACCAACUGGAUCGUAUCUUCAUGUCUGAUGCCGAUACUUCCAAAGAAGAGCAGCUAAUCAAGAAUGUUGCGGCCACCGUCUACGCCGCCGGUGCAGACACAACCGUGUCAGCAAUUCUUUCGUUCUUUCUUGCCAUGCAAAUGCACCCCGAAGUGCAAGUUUUGGCACAGAAACAAAUCGACCAAGUGGUCGGGUCGGACAGGCUGCCAAGUUUCGACGAUAGGGAUGAUCUUCCGUAUGUUGACUGCAUCGUAUGGGAGUGCUUGCGGUGGAAUCCUGUAACACCUCUCGGCCUUGCCCGCCAAGUUGCAGCGGAUGACGUUUACCGUGGGUUUCAUAUCCCCAAGGGCACCACGAUACUGCCUAAUGUGUGGGCAAUACUACACGAUGAGAAUAUGUAUCCGGACCCGUACCGGUUCAAUCCCGACCGGUUCAGCAAUAAGGCACAGAACGCGACGUUGGGCAUCAAUGAACUGCCCAACGCAGCGUUUGGAUUUGGCAGACGCACGUGCCCCGGUCGGGCGCUAGCCUUCGAGACGAUAUGGAUCACGGUCGCUGCCACACUGGCCGUGUACAACAUCUUGAAGCCGAAGGACGAACACGGCAAUACGAUCGAACCGGACGCUGAAUAUACCUCGACAUCACUCAGCCGUCCAAAACCGUUUAAAUGUUGCAUCAUGCCUCGUUCGAAGGAGGCACUUUCUCUAGUAAAGCAAACACUGGAUGGGACGGUCUAAAUAGACGUUGAUGCGGUCAUUACACUACAACCUGUCACAAUUUGAGUUAGCAAAGACUUCAUGUCUGGCGUGGUCGUAAAUGCGAGGGUCUCUCCUUCUAUUGCCCCAUGAAAGGGGCGACUGCAUAUACAGGGAUUGAACGGUUGAACGGUCACUGGGAAUAACUGUCCUGAAUGCGUCGGUCUCCGGUGUUCCGAAAAGCUCUCCGUCUCUGCCACGGUGACUACCAGACGCCAAUUACGUCUGCAGCCCCUCCGGCGGCAGUAACUCUCGUUACACCCGCCCGGACUUUCUUGAGCCAUGCCUCAUCGGCUGGUGUGUUGCCCGUCGCCGAGGGUUCUACUGGCGUCCCGAAAUCUUCCAGCUCGAUGAAAUAGGUGUCCUCGAAUGGAGAUGAGGUAAUAGACGGCCUGCGGUCUAUCCGAAUGACCGGAACGCCAAAUGUCGUCAACAAUGUUCCCAUAAUGAGAUGCACAGUGCGGUUGUGCGCCGGUUUGAGAUGCGCCGGUUGGUCGUCCUCCGUGUCCUCUGUCGUUGGUUGUUCUGUUUGCUGGGUCGGCGGCAGGGUAAGUCGAACAAGCGCUCGACGCAGCUGAGGAACUCUGUGAACGACCGGCGGUUUCGCUUCAAUGGUGUUUGCGAGCACAUAGAAGCGGGUGUAAUUGACUGCACUGUCGGUCAGAGC
This is a messenger RNA of Phanerochaete carnosa HHB-10118-sp, 3231 nucleotides long. RefSeq lists its product as uncharacterized. Gene Ontology annotation, molecular function: heme binding; oxidoreductase activity, acting on paired donors, with incorporation or reduction of molecular oxygen; monooxygenase activity. Bases 984 to 2546 code for a protein of 520 amino acids. The transcript is spliced from 13 exons. NCBI's taxonomy places the organism in Eukaryota, Fungi, Basidiomycota, Agaricomycetes, Polyporales, Phanerochaetaceae. The record is from RefSeq and is a predicted model, not a curated record.